Messenger RNA from Scedosporium apiospermum, 2481 nucleotides. RefSeq lists its product as uncharacterized. NCBI's taxonomy places the organism in Eukaryota, Fungi, Ascomycota, Sordariomycetes, Microascales, Microascaceae. The transcript is spliced from 2 exons. The record is from RefSeq and is a predicted model, not a curated record. Bases 1 to 2481 code for a protein of 826 amino acids.
AUGGCCUACACGACCACAACAACAAUUGCAACUUCUGCGUCCAACGCCUCGAUUUACGGCACCAUCAGACAACCAGCUAGUCGCAACAGGCGCACGCUUCGAAAAUCCUCCAGUGUCGGGACUGGUGUUGCAACAGCCUCGACACCGAAUUUGAACUCUCUGUUUAAUUCUCAUUCGCGUCUUGCCGUGCGACCGGGCCUUGCACGCAAGGGGUCGUUGGCGACGCUCACCCAAUCAUCUCUAGCUUCGAUUCCCGAUGUUAGCGAGUCCUACGGUGUCGAUACCGUCUUGAACGAUUCAGUCAUGCCUCCCCUUACUCCUGGAAGGCUCGUCCCCGAGGACCUGUCCAUCGGCGACACGGUCGAGGUCCCUGGUAACAUGGUCGGUACCAUCCGAUUCAUAGGCGCCGUGCAGGGAAAGCGAGGCGUGUUUGCGGGCGUCGAGCUUAAACCGGAAUUUGCGGCGCGAGGGAAGAAUAGUGGCGAUGUCGAUGGAAUUUCCUACUUCUCAACCUCAACUCCAGGGGCUGGAAUUUUCCUACCAGCGUCCAAAGCCACCCGUCGUGAUGGGCCAAGCUCGAUUCCACUAACCCCGACGGGAAUUUCUGGAGGCCUAAAAAUUGGAACGCAAAAUUCUACCAACUACACGCCGCCUACACCGUCCCUACCUAAGUUUAGCCAAUCCGUCGGACCCGGUCGAGCGGCGAGCCCAUUCGGCAAGAAACCUAGAGCGUCUCUGCCGCGACCCGAAUCGCCCGUUCGACGCCUACAAAUGACACCAGGACCUCGACCUUCCAUUAGUACCAGUCCGAGCAAGGGCAAUAAUACCAAUGCUCGAUAUGUUAGCCCAACGACGCCGAGAUUAGCUCAGAGCGUCCGCGGUACGGCCGGUGAUCCUGCCAAGAAGUUCCCAUUCGGUAGAGGCGAUCCCAAAGCCAGCAUCGGCCCCCGAAGCGCCUCGGCGCUUGGCUUCGAAGACGAUGACGUUACGCCGACGGGCGUAAGCCGAACGAAAACUAACGGAAGCAUGGGGUCGGUCUCAUCCUUCAAUUCAAAGAUACGUCCUCCUUCGAGGGCCAACAAUGAUGAUGAGCUUGAGCGGCUCCGUGCCCAGCUUGAGGAUCGCGACAAGCAAUUGAGGGAGCAAACGGCGACGUUGUCAGAGAUGGAAAGCACCCUCACAGAACUUCAGGGUCUCAUGGACCAACCCGGUGGACCUAGGUUUGGCGGCGGUAUGGAUGACGAUAAGGACGCGGCGCAACUCCGAAUCUUGCUCCGCGAAAAGAAUGACAAGAUUGCCAUGCUUACGUCGGAGUUUGAUUCGCAUCGCGCAGACUUCCGCAGUACCAUCGACGCGCUUGAGAUGGCCAGCACCGAAACCGUUCGGGUAUAUGAGUCUCAGAAGAAGGAGAUGAUACAGGAGAUUCAGGAGCUUACUUCCCGACUCGAGGAUGUGGAGGCCGUGGCGUCUCAGCUUAAGCAACUUGAGGACCUCGUCCAAGAUCUCGAAGAAGGUCUGGAAGAUGCUCGGCGCGGCGAGGCUGAAGCACGUGGAGAAGUCGAAUUUUUGCGAGGAGAGGUAGAGCGGACGAGGGCAGAGCUACGACGCGAAAGGGAAAAAGCAGCGACAACGGCAACUACCAGCAAGUCGUCUCCUAACAUCAAUGGGGUCAAUGAUAAGUCGGCACUGUCCAAGGAGCUUGAACAAAAAGAAGACGAAAUCCGCGGCCUCAAGGCUAUUAUCCAUUCGCUUAGCCGUGACUCAGGGACCACCGAGGCUGGAGAGUCGGCCGAGUCUCGCCGCCUGCGAGAGAAAUUAGAGCGGGAUGUGUCCGAUCUCCGAGCCGUUCUCGAGGAGAAGACGGGUCGGGAGGAAGAGCUUGAACGAGAGCUGGAGAUGCUUCGCCGAUCCAACGGCUUGCAAAACCAGCGCCAGAGCGCUAUGACUGUUGUCAGCGCCCGUCGAUCCUCGCUACGAGACUCGCGAGAUACUGUGGUCCUCGCGCGUAGCCAAGAAACUCGUUCCCCCGAAGCACCUAACGGUCACAAGCGAGGCCGCACGCUUGACACUAUGCCCGAGAGCGACAGCUACUCGACGGCAACGGAGACUAGCACACUCUGGUGCGAGAUUUGCGAGACGGGCGGACACGAUAUCCUGACGUGCACCAAUAUGUUCGGGCCGGAAGGGGCCAAGACGAAUGAUACACCCACGUCGGCGCCCCGAGCCAAUAAUGAUGGUCUCAAGCCACUUUCAGUCAACGCCAGCGAUGACUAUAAACCUGCGCCUCUGUCGCCUGCCAAGCCCAAGGCGACACCAGUUGCGUUCCCGGCGGCUCCCAAGCCCAUGCCCAUGCCCAGCAUCCUGGACUCCGGACCGGUAGCUGGAAAGGAGAGCGGCGUGAUUGACGAGACCAAAUGGUGCGCGAUCUGCGAGCGGGACGGUCAUGACAGCGUCGAUUGUCCGUUCGAGGACGCCUUUUAA